AUGUUUGGCAAAAAGAAGAGUUCAUCUGUUGGGUUCAAUCCUUUUAGCAGAUUUGAAUAAGAAAAGCCAAGCAUAAGUACUAAAAUCAUCAACAAAUUGAAAAGCCUGUUUUAAACCAAUUUAAAUCCUUCUUCUUGUAUAAAAAGGGAACUAAUAUCUUAAUAGACAAUUUAUGUUCCUGUCGAUUUAGAUAUUGUCGGAGCAUAAACUAUUGAACAUGGUAACAUUAAUAUUGAUUAAGAUUCCAUUCAAAUAUGUCAUUCCCAGAGUAGCAUUAAAUAAAGAAGAUACAAACCCACGAGUUUUGAUGAUCAUCUCAAAGAAUAAUAAAAAUAAAUAAAAUUGUUAGAUGAUUUCAACUAGAAGCUUUAAAAAAAAGAAGAAAAACACCUAAAAAAAGUCAAUGCCUUGCAAUAGAGUUUCGAUCGUGUUUUACCAUAAGAUAUCCAUAUCACUGAAGAUAAAAAGGACAUUCAACCUAGAAAAAAACUUAGUUCUCAAUAAUACAAAAAAAGAAAGCUUGAUUUGGGCAUCCAAUUUGUAUAUAAGAAACAUGUUUAUGAUUAAUAUUAGGAUAGUAUAGAUGAAAGUAGAAUAAAAGUAAUCCCAGAAUAAAUGAGCGAUGAUUCCCUUAAAAAUAAUAGUCUCCUUGCAGCAGAACUAAAAGUACAGCCAAAAAAUAAAGAAAUCAUUAUUAUUUCAUUAGAAAAUCAGUAAAAACAAGAGCUUGAACCUCCUCUUAUUAAUGGAAUCAAGGAAAAUCAAUCAAAAAAGUUAAGAAAAUCCUCAUCCAUGAUUAAUUUGAAUGAAUAAGAGGCUAAAUCAUUUUCUUGCAGUCCUAAAGAACUUGAAAAUUCACAAUCCAGAAAACAAUCCGAUCUCAUAAAUAUAACUAAGUAAGUUGAACCAUUAAUAAAUGAAGUCAGAAAAGAAAUAAAAAAGAAUGAAAAGUAAACUGAAUUUUCAGUAUAGCCACAAUAGACUGUGAUCAAUUUCUUAGUUCAAGGAUCUGGGGAAUAAUAGAAAAUUUAAACAACAAAUAACAGCACAUCACAAAAAAAGGAAGUUCCUGAAGAAGUUAAGCAAACUGAAGUAUAAGAAAGCCAUAUUAAUAAUUUUUCAGAAACUCCUUUGUUUGGAUUUGGAAAGAACAGCAAUGGUCCAUAAAUGAUUCCUUAUAAAAUCAAUGUGCAAUCGUCUUUAUUUGCGUUUAAUGAUUCUAAGGACUAGGAUGUAUAAAAAUCAUCUAAUAAUUGUUCAGGCUAGAAUUUAUUUUAAAAUUAAUUCACUUUCAGCUAAAAUAAGUCACAGCCUCAAAAUUCUAUUGUAAAUAAUAAUAAAGAAUCUUCUGAUCAAAAAUAAAAGGUUGAAGAAAGUAAAUAAACUUAUAGUCUUUUCAACAAUACAUAAGAAAGUUAAAAUGAUUAGUUUCCCCUUAAAAAAUAGCUUUUUUAAAACUUAACUUAUCAAUCCUAAUCUACUUAAGGAGAAUAGAAAGAGGAAAGCAAAUAGAAUCAGCCUGAUGAUAGCAAUUAAAAGCCUGAUAUUGAAAAUACUUAGCCUAUUUCUAUUGGCUUAAAUUUGUAAUUGAAAUCAUCAUCUGAUAAUAAGAAAGACAUUUAAUUCAAUAUCAAUAGUUAACUAAAUUAAGUUGGUCAAUAAACUCCUUUUCAAAUUUUAUAAUAAUAGCCACCCAAAAAUGAGAACAAUAAGACUGAUACUUAUACUCCUGAUCUAUUAAUUAACAAAGUGGCUACUCCAGCCAAACAAAUAAGCAAUCCUUUUCUAUAAUAAUCACCUAAAAUUGAUUAAGAAUAAAUAAUCGACUAUUUUUCAAAUCAUUUAUAAUAAUAAAAUAAUAUCAAUUAGGAUGAUCCUGCUAAAGCAUAGAUCUCCCAAUUUUCAAAUGAACUAUUUCAAUAAUAAAAUAUUGGCGCUUCUAUGUUUAAUCUUCAAAAUAGAAAUGCAUUUUAAGAAAGUCUAAGUAAUAAUAUGAAAAUGAAUAAUAAUGGUGUUAAAAACGAUAUGGAAAUCACAGAUACUCUAUUACCUUCAUAAUAAUUCUAAUAACCUUUGUAGACAUAAAACACUUUUGGAUCUUUUAAUUAAUCUCAACUUGGAACCAAUAAUUUCUUUCCAUAAAUGCAAUAGCAAAUUUCAGGUGGGUUUAACCCUGUGUAAUAUUUUUAAAAAAACCCUUUGUAAUAAAAUGAACAUUAACCUUAAUACUUUUAACUCCAUUAAACUAAUGGUAUAUUCGCUUAGGAUCCACCUAAGUAAACAAAUUAAUCAUAAAGUUUGAAUAACAGUUUUUCAAGUAGGAAUGGCAAUAAGAAAUAAAGAAUAGAUCAAUGAUUGAAAUAAUUAAUUUAGCUAAAAUAUAAUUAUUAAUAAUAAUAAUAAUGAAUAAUGUAAA
Molecule: messenger RNA, 2416 nt
Organism: Paramecium tetraurelia
Lineage: Eukaryota; Ciliophora; Oligohymenophorea; Peniculida; Parameciidae
Exons: 4
Source: RefSeq, a predicted model, not a curated record